GUGUAAUUUAUUAAAGCUUUGUUCAAAGAUUCAUCAAAAUGAAAUUCUGCACUAAGACUGUAUAUAAAGUGACCCCAUCGGAGCGUGGUGUGCCUUUUCAGUAUAUAGCAACAUUUGUCGGUUCCAUUGUGAUCGUCGUAACUGGAAUGUUGUUUGGCUGGGCAACACCUUCUUUGCCGCAACUGCUGGAUCCCAAAUCGGAAAUUAAGAUGAGCACCUCGGACGGUUCAUGGAUGGCCGUGAUGCCCUGCAUAGGUGCCGUUAUCGGUUGCUUUCUUGCCGCGAAGAUAGUCGACAACAUCGGACGGAAAAAGUCCAUGCUGCUGGUGUCGCCGCUGUACUUCAUUGCGUGGAUUAUGAUUGCGUACUCCGGCAGCAAGUACAUUUUUCACGCGGCGCGAAUUCUCUCCGGCAUUGCUGACGGCAUAGCAUUCACAACAUUUCCAAUGUAUCUCGGGGAAAUCGCCGAUUCGAAAAUACGCGGAUUACUAUGUUCCUCUAUACCGAUCACAACAGUUUUAGGCUUCAUGUUGAUAGCCAUUGUUGGAUCUAUGUACAGUAUCAAAGACGCUGCAUUAAUAUCAUCUGUACUUCCAAUCGUACAUUUUGUUCUGUUCAGUUUUAUGCCAGAAUCACCAUAUUAUUUACUCAUGAAAAACAAGCCUGAACAAGCGCAGAAAAGUUUAAUCAAACUGCGCGGAUAUCAAAACGUCAGCGAAGAAUUAGAGAGGUUUACAAAGAGUGUCAAGGAAGAUGAAGAAAACAAAGGCAGUAUUUGGGAUUUGUUCAGUGUGGAAAGCAAUCGUAAAGGCGUGUAUAUUGUGGUGGGACUGCGUGGAUUACAACAAUUCUGCGGGCCAAUGGUGAUCACUUUUUACGCUACGAUUAUAUUUAACGAAUCAAAAUCGGAUUUAUCAUCGACCACAUGCACCAGUAUAUACUUCGGUAUACAAGUGGUGUGUUCAAUUAUUUGCUCUUGUUUGGUCGAUAAAAUUGGCAGAAGACCAUUGUUGAUUUUAUCAACAAUUGGAUCUUGUAUAGCAUUAGCUGUACAGGGAGGUUAUUUUUAUAUUAAAGAUACAACUGAUUAUGAAUUGAAGGAGUAUACUUGGGUACCGGUAGCUGCUUUGUUAACUUAUGACGUUUUGUUUAAUUUGGGUAUUGGUACCAUACCAGUAAUGAUGCUAGGCGAAUUAUUUCCGACUUCUGUGAAAGCCUUUGCUCUAUGUUUGGCUGAUAUUUAUUUCGGUGUCGUUGUUAUUAUUGCUACAAAAUUUUUUCAGAUUAUGAAUGAUAACAUGGGAAUGUCAAUUCCGUUCUUUGUGUUUUCUGGUUGUAGUGCAAUAGCAUUAGUUUAUACAGUGUUCUGUAUACCGGAAACAAAAGGUAAAACUUUAGAAGAAAUUCAAGACUACUUCAAAGGUAUUGAUAAAAAACAAAAUGUUGAUAUUGAAAGAACAAAAAUUUAAAUAUUUAGAUUAAGUAGUUUUAAAAUAUUUAUUUUUGUAUCAUAAUGAAUUCUACAAAAUUUAUAUAAACAGCAAUAUGUGUGAGUUUCCAAGAGAAAGCUUUAUUUAUUAAAUUCAUGAUCGGAAUCGAAAUGAUUUACUCAUCGCAUCCUCAAAGGCACAAUUGAAACCUCACUAGACAAAUCGUUUUAUCAUCCGUUUGAUUUAUUAGUAUAGUACGUAUAUCGAGUCUUGAAAAGAUCCUCUAUAAAAUAUAUUUCUCUGAUUAUCACUUGCACAAUAUCGUGUUCACAGGUUUCAUCAAUUUGCCCAAGCACCACAUUCAAACUAUUAGACUAAAGCGUAUUCAUUAACGAUGAGUGCAAUCAUUGAGGCAUCACCUAGUGUAAUGCUCAUGUUACAACCAGUAUCAUGGUCUGCAUUCUCCGAUCACCCGGUUGCCGAGUGGCAGAGUGGGUCUGUAGUUAGCUUUGACGAAGCCUUCGUGUUCAUCGACGGGUGACUCGUCGGGAGUGAUGGAUUUUAGGUUACGGAAAGCCUUCAAUUGCUCCGAGGACACCUCAAUUGGUGUUUUGAAGACGAUCCAGAUAACACAUUCGGAGCAUGGUGGAGUUGUCAGUGAACCUUGGUAGGUCCAAUA
Messenger RNA from Dalotia coriaria, 2109 nucleotides. Its product is annotated as facilitated trehalose transporter Tret1-like. The record is from RefSeq and is a predicted model, not a curated record. Lineage: Eukaryota; Metazoa; Arthropoda; Insecta; Coleoptera; Staphylinidae. Gene Ontology annotation, cellular component: membrane. Gene Ontology annotation, molecular function: sugar transmembrane transporter activity. The transcript is spliced from 2 exons. Bases 39 to 1469 code for a protein of 476 amino acids. Gene Ontology annotation, biological process: transmembrane transport; carbohydrate transport.